Molecule: messenger RNA, 2917 nt
Organism: Oryzias latipes (Japanese medaka)
Lineage: Eukaryota; Metazoa; Chordata; Actinopteri; Beloniformes; Adrianichthyidae
Gene: spata6l
Product: spermatogenesis associated 6-like
Biological process (GO): spermatogenesis
Cellular component (GO): sperm head-tail coupling apparatus
Molecular function (GO): myosin light chain binding
Source: RefSeq, a predicted model, not a curated record
CUCUUCCAGUUAAAAACAACUGAAAUAAUUUUUUGAAUAGGGAUUAAAACGGUGCAUUCAGCAGAUUGAACAGAUUUAUAAAAUCCUGUUUGAACUGUGUAGAGGUGAGGGAUGUUUAGAGUAAAAAGAUUGUGCCUCUAAAUGAAGCUCAAUGCUUUUCUUCUGCAGAAAUCUGUCAACAUCAGAACAAGCAUCAAGGUCAGAGGUCAACCUGGAAGAAGAUGCUCAUUAUUGAGGGAUUCAUCCUUUAGUACAGAUUUAUUUUUAAUUAGAAUAGUUAAAUAAACGUGAUAAACAGAAAGUGAUGAAUAUCUUGGAAAAGAAGGAAAAAUCUUAACUCUCACCCAUAAUCCAACUAUUUUAUGCUCACAUUUUGACACAAUAAACAUAUUCACCUAAACAAAAUCUAGAAAAAAAGCUCAAACUUUUUUUCAAGUGUUCAUUGUCCCAUUAAGCCUCUCAUUUUCUAAUGUAUUUAAACUUUUUCUGUUUGUCCUUUUUUUUUCAUUGUGUCACAUUUUUCCUCAUUUUCUAUCCUUUCCUAUUCCAAAACAAAUGCUCAAACCUUUAGAGGUUAUCAUUUCUAUUUUUUUUAGUAAUUCUUUUCUUUUUUUUAAUAAACAGUUUUUGUAUGUAGUUUCUUUUACCACAGACACUCAGAUGAGAUCAAACCACGUGAUCUUUUGGUUGAUGCAAGUAUUACAAUGAAUAUUAAAGAGCAAACGUGUCCAGAAGAAUCUGGAGCUUUUGGCUGCUGAAAGACGUUCCGUGUUUCACAGGAUGUCAUUUCUGCAUCAAACACCAAAAACUGCUGGAGACGGUUUGUUCCCGACAGGAUUUGGAGGAAAGGCUGAGUGUGAGCCAAACAUUUAUGAUUAAGAUGAAAGAAGUUUAUUUUUGAACAAUGCACCAAAUGUACUCCACCAAUCAAUUCAUCCUAAAAUACAUGAAAACAAUUCACCCUAACUGUACCAGUCAACCAUCUUUUUUGUACUGAAAGUAAUUUUUUUUUUUUUGGAAAGUGUUUACAAUUCAGCAAAGAACAUCUUCACCCCAACUUCACUCUGAAAUGUGAACAUAUAAUUUUUGGCUUUCAGAGAAGAAAUAUGGACUCAAAGAAAAACUCAUAAUUAAUCUUAUACUUGGCAAAUUUUAUAUCCAUAAACACAAAUUCUUAUCAUCUCCUAUAUUCUUCUCCAUAUUAAUCAAUCAAAUUGAAAUGCAUUUCAGUACUAUCUCUAAAAGCCUUAAUCAGACAGCUGUACGUCUAUAUUCAAUGUUUCUGUGUAUACAUGUUCUAUGUUUGCUCUGCUGGCAUAUUAAAUUUAAUUUAGUAAAACAGUGUUUUGUACUAUUUUUUAUCUAUAUAUUUUAUUGUGUUUUGUACUGUAUUUACUUCAAUUUUGGCGCAGGUCCAAACCGGAAGUCUAUAGAUCAGAAUCAGAAUCUUUUAUUGUCAUUAUGCUGUGCACAGUAAAAAAAUUUUCAACAGCUCUCUUCCGAUAAAUAUUAUCAUAUUUAUUACAUAGAUAAUUCUAAAAACCGUUCAGUAACAAAAAAAAACAAAUAAAAAAUUGAUGGAGCAACAUUUGCUUUGAAAUAAACUGUUGGAGACUGAAAAGCUGCUCAAAUCAGUUUUUUCCUUCCGAACAAAGCCUGUUUUCCUUUAGCUAGAAAAAGAAAGGACGUAACUUUUAUCCUUUUCCAGGUUAUCUCGCGGCACUGGAAACCGGAAGUGGACGUUACCGUGGUAACGGGAAGACGCCCAACAGCGCGGUUCUCAGUCGGCUUUCUGCACCAUGAUCCCAGGGCUUCAAAGAGCCUUUAAAGUGCGCGUUGAAAUCAAGUUCAGAGCGGUCUCAUGUCCUGGAGUCCAUCUUCCCGCCAAAGAAGACGUUUAUCUGAGCGUGUUUGUCACGGGUCAGUACCACCAGUCCGAAUGCCUCCCUGCUGUCUUCCCGCUGCUGUUCCAGGAGAAGAUGACCUUUGAGAAGAUUUUCAGGUAUGCCUUUGAUCCUGGAGAUGUGGCUGUGAUGCUGGAGCAUGAAACCGUCAGAGUAGAACUGGUCCAGCUGAUCCCUCCAGCGGGACACCUUCUGGCCAGCUUUGAAGAAAACACCAGAAAUUUUUUAUUCCCAGAACCCAAACUGGUUCCCCCCUUUUCUGGACUGGACCGAGAGGCUCUGAUGGUGCGAGCACCGUACUUCCCAGGCAUCGCUCCACGGCUGGAGUUUUCUACCAAAACCAGCAUCACCCAGUGUUUACCUGACUCAGAAACCAGCAUUUACCCCAAUGUGCUCAUGAGGCCAGAGACACACAGGAAACGCUGUCCCUCCAGGAGGCGAAGGAUGGCUUCUCCAGAAGGGAAACCCCCCCAGACUCACCGAGGGAGGCGAGCCGGCAGCGCCGACCCACACAGCACUGCCAGGCGCCAGUCCCUGUCCCCUCUGAGACGGAGAACCGGUUGGAAAACCAACACCUCUCAGCCUGCAGGACAAAUUCCACAGGAGGAUUCUGGCUCUUUGGGACGGUUCGGGUCUGCGGGGACAGAGUACAGUCCCGACCCUUCGGCGCUGUUGUGGCCCAACAGAAAACCCCCUGGAUCUGAGUCCAGAUCUCACAGAGUCUGGGAGGAGGUUCACGAGCGUGUUCGGGGGCUCCUCACCACGCCAAGAGCUGUGCGCCGACUGAUCUACGGAGCGUCAGUCUCAGAGGUUGACGAGGUUCUGGCCAGGAGAUCCGUGUCUCCAGAUCUACAGUAACGUCCUCUGCAGCUUUGCCUGUUUGGACUCAGGCUGAUGCUUUAGAAGUGACAGUAAAAGAUUCGGUACAUAAAUGUUACCUCUGCACCAAUUCCUCAUGUGGCCUUUUUCUGCUCAAUCUGCUCAUUAAAGAAAAUAAAAACUAUAGUCCAAUA